Dalotia coriaria is the source of this 1903-nucleotide messenger RNA. RefSeq names its product E3 ubiquitin-protein ligase NRDP1 elgi (gene elgi). Gene Ontology annotation, molecular function: metal ion binding; ubiquitin protein ligase activity. The coding region runs from base 386 to 1333 and encodes 315 amino acids. Lineage: Eukaryota; Metazoa; Arthropoda; Insecta; Coleoptera; Staphylinidae. The record is from RefSeq and is a predicted model, not a curated record. Gene Ontology annotation, biological process: protein ubiquitination. The transcript is spliced from 5 exons.
UUGCCAUGAGUAUUAUUGUUGUCUGGUCGAGUCAUUUCGCACGGUACGUGCAUCACGCGAUGAAACAUCGUUUAAAAUUUGCAAAUAUUUUGAUUCAUCAUUAAAACAUCUAAAUUUCCAUUCGCAGUCGUGCGUGAAGUGUCCGCUAGUUCUGUUUCGUCCUAUGUCUAGCUAUGCAUUGUGAAUCCUGCGAGUGUUGUGAUGUAUGACGUGCAGGUCAGCGAGGCCAGUGCACGCGAAGAAAGCGAAGAAAGGGUAUUGUGCGUUAUCCAUCUUCCAAUCAGACAUUUUGUGACAUCUCGGGCAGUCCAAGACACCGUACGUUAGGUAUUUUUAGAUCUGUCGCGCAUCUCGGUCGAGCAAUGCACACGCCGACGACGAGAUAAUGGGCUACGACCUGAAUCGCUUUCAAGGCGACGUCGACGAGGAGCUCGUCUGCGCGAUCUGCAAUGGUGUACUCGAGGAUCCGCUCCAGGCACCAAACUGUGAGCAUGCAUUCUGUAAGAAUUGCAUCCAGGAAUGGAUCUCCAGACAACCCACAUGUCCUGUAGACAGGCAACAUAUCACCAGUGGACAACUACGACCGGUUCCUCGUAUACUAAGAAAUUUACUUUCAAGACUUUCCAUUAAUUGUGAUAAUGCUCAACAUGGCUGUACUUCAAUGUUAAAACUAGACACAUUAGCGAGACAUCUAGAAGAAUGCGAAUUCAAUCCAAAGCGGCCGCUGCCGUGCGAAUCCGGCUGCGGGCUUAUAGUGCCGAAGGACGAACUCAAAGACCACAACUGCAUCAAAGACCUCAGGGGCUUAGUGCUGCAACAACAACAAAAACUGAUGGAGUUUCAGCAGGAUUUGACUGAACAAAGAAUUAAUACUAAUGAGUUAAAGAAAGAAUUACAACUACUUAAGGACUUUAUGAGAGCUAUGAAGAUUUCAAAUCCGACAAUGCGCGCAAUUGCUGACGCAAUGGAAAGAGAUGAAGUCGUAAGAUGGAGUAAUACUCUAACUAGAGCGAGGGUAACACGUUGGGGUGGCAUGAUAUCAACCCCAGAUGAAAGAUUACAGCGAAUGAUCAAAAGAGUUCUAAGUGAAAUUGGAUGCCCCUCGCACAUUAUCGAUGAUCUAAUGGAGAACUGCCACGAGCGUCGUUGGCCGCCCGGCCUCUGCGCGCUUGAAACUCGCCAAAAUAACCGCCGCCAGUAUGAAAACUACGUGUGCAAGCGGGUGCCUGGUAAGCAGGCGGUGCUGGUGCUCGCUUGCGACAAUGCGCACAUGAGCGAGGACAUGAUGGUCGAGCCUGGCCUUGUGAUGAUUUUCGCGCACGGCAUCGAAUAAGAAACAAAUUCGAUGCGCGAUUCUUUCUACAUUUGUUUUACAAGGUUUACGUUUACACACGUUUUACAUUUAUAAACCCUGAUUGACGUCUUUGUCAUUAAAAAAGAUUAGUUUUACUCCACCUCGCACGUUUAAGUUGAUAGGUAUUUUUUCGUUGGAGAUCUCACGAUUGCAAAUCCGAAUUUUUGCCGAUUUUGAGCAUACUAGUCACUUUAAAUUUAAAGAAAACGAAAUUUUUAAACUAAACCGCCUAGAUGUUUCUUGUUUAUUUUGUGAAUCUGAAGAAUUUCGUUUGUAUUAAAUUCGGAUUGCUUUUAAUUGUAUUCGUUCUUCCCUUAAUUUAAUUAAGCUAAGUGUUACUCACCUAAAUGUAGGUUGUGACGGCUAAGAAAAGUGGAAUCUUUUGAGUUGUGGGCAUUUAUGUUUGUUCUGUUACACUGCCAAAAAAAGAAUGCUAAUAUUAACAACUUUUAACGGUUUUAGACCAAUUGUAUUAUAUCGUCAAGAUAAGAAUGAAAAACGUGAAAAUCUUUGCAUGGAAUGAAAUGUAAGUUGUAAAAUAAUUGAAAA